Molecule: messenger RNA, 315 nt
Organism: Pelobates cultripes (western spadefoot toad)
Lineage: Eukaryota; Metazoa; Chordata; Amphibia; Anura; Pelobatidae
Source: the annotation of a GenBank genome assembly
AUGGUCGCAGAGCUGUGUGCAGUCGUGAGAGAAGAAAUCCAGGGAGUGCGUAGAGACCUGGAAAACAGAGUUAAAGAAGUGGAGGCCGAAAGCCAACACGCAGCCCUACGCCAGCAGGAGGCUGAGGUGGCAACCACAAGGCAGGGCUCAAUGAACCUUGAGCUGAGACGCCAAGUUGAAGACAUCGACAACCGUGGCAGACGAAUCAAUGUGAGGAUCCGGGGCCUGCCGGAGGAGUCCCUGCAGGAGGUACUUACUGGUCUAUUCACCCAGCUACUGGGGGAGGAGGGGCAGCGCCUGCCGACUUUGAACUAG